AUAGCCACACCUCCCUUUCGCUAGAUCACGAUCCGAAAUGGAAACCAGUUCUAGAAAACGAGUCUUUGGACUGCAGGAGUUGCCUGGGAGACUGAAACUUGAGGGUCUUUUAUUUGGAGGAGCCGCCUCAGGAAAUUAUUUUAUGCGGACAAUCUGGCAACCCAUAGACUCCAGUUCCCCGUUGGUGUGAGGAGGUACAAUGAAGGGACGAUGGCUGCCUGCAUCAGAGUAAUAUGGAUGAGAAUGACCACCUUGACAGUCGCUAUUCAUGAUGGGUCUGUUCUCCUGAACGCUUUCUUUGCCAAAACACACUAAUCUCCCUGAUUCCUCCCAUCUGUAGACACCAAGUGUUGUGUUUGUAUCAGUUUGCUAGCUCCGUGCUAUGAUUCUAUCCACAUCAUCUCUCUUUAAUUGACCUGACCGGUGAGUAGCUGACGUUUGAUGGAUAUUCGCCGUUUUAUAACACACAUACGCUUACAAGCUCUGUGAAGAUAUCAGUCAUAACAUGGCCAUCACACAGUUUCGCCUUUUUAAAAUAUGCACCUGCUUGGCAUCUGUUCUGUCAUUCUUGAAGAGACUGAUUUGCAGGGCUGGAAGGUCACGCAAGCUAAGCGGGGAUCAGAUCACCCUUCCGACCACAGUUGAUUAUUCCUCUGCACCAAAACAGCCGGAGAUUGAAGAGUGGAGCUCAUGGGAUGAGGACGCUCCCACUAGUAUCAAAAUUGAAGGAGGUAACGGGAUAGUUCCCCCUCCACAGAAUGAAGCUGAAGAAGAAGAGCCAGACUACUUCAAAGACAUGGCUCCCACCAUCAGGAAAACCCAGAAGAUUGUCUUGAAGAAAAGGGAACCUCUGAAUUUCUCUAUGCCAGACAGCUCCUCAGGUUUCUCCAGCCGACUAGCUGCCACUCAGAACAUGUCCUUCAUCCAGCCCUCUGCGGAGCUGGGGGACCUUGACACCUGGCAGGAGGACACCAAUGCCUGGGAGGAUGAGGCAGAUGCAGCCUGGGAGGCAGAGGAAGUGCUGAGGCAGCAGAAGCUGGCUGAGAGAGAGAGACGUGCCAUGGAGCAACAGAGGAAGAAAAUAGAGAAAGAGGCACAGAGAAUGAUGAAAAAAGAGCAGAAGAUUGCUGUCAAACUUUCAUAACAUUAAUACAGCGCACUGGACACUCAAAGCAACAGCCAAACAACUGUUCAUAUUACAUUUGACCUGGUUUUGUCCUGCACACCAUACUACUGUCUUCACCUUUUUGGGAUAUCCAUCGGCCACAUUAGGGAUUUUUGUUUUGCAUUUUAUUUUUGGGGGUUUUUCUUUUUUGUAUUGGACUGAACACAGCACAAAGAAUCUUCCCUUAUGUUUAAUGAGAUGUUGUGACUGUUCUUACUGUGCACUCGAGGAAAGAUCGUGUUUUUCUGUCAGUAUUUAUAACACUUGAAUGAUUUCCAGAAAAACAUAUCAUAUUUGUUUUUUUUUUUGUUUGCCUUUUCCCCCACCUGUUUUUCUUCAUGAAAGUCUUGUGCUUGAAACACUGGACCUGAUAUUGGGUGAUAUCUCAAUAUUUCAGAAAAAUCAAAUUUAUGCAACCUUGGGUUUUCGCUCGCCACUUUCUGUUUCACUGUCUUUCUAAUCUGUUACAAUUCUGUUUACCUGAUAAUCAUGGGCUUACUUGUGAAUAAUCUUUUACGACCUUACAGUUUGAUCUUGAUUUUUCCAAAGACAGAAAUUUGAGGCAAGGAAUUCAUAUUUGUCAGUGUGAAUAGAGAGCAGAGAUAUUCAGUAUGUACUGAGGCUCAAAGAAAGCGCUUUUAAGAGACGUGGGUUGGUCGUUAUGGAAACUCUGAAAUUUUUAAAAUAUCGCAUAUUGGCAACUGAACCAUAUUUUAUCUUUAGUAAGAAAAAACAUUGACAGUUUAUUUUAAAGCAGUUUCACCAGGAGAACGGCUUGUCUUUUGCUAUUAAAACAUUUCUUAUCUCUUGAAUAUAAAUUGAUCAUGUUUAUUGAUACAACGAGGAUGAUGAUGAUGAUGAUGGUGGUGCUGAAAUAAACUUCUGCAUGCUGUGAUUAUAAAGGAACAUAAAGCCAUGAGAGCCACAGGUACAGAUAUCGAAAAUCUGAAUAAAAUCACACCUUUAGCUAUGAUUUAUGUUCCCAGCUCAUGCAUGCUCAUGCCUUUUUAAGUUGUUUUUACAAUUUUUCACAGUACGUCCUUAGCUGUAAUAAACAUUUCAGUUAUCGCUUCAA
Carassius auratus (goldfish) is the source of this 2240-nucleotide messenger RNA. RefSeq names its product receptor-binding cancer antigen expressed on SiSo cells-like. The transcript has 8 exons. Bases 506 to 1144 code for a protein of 212 amino acids. Gene Ontology annotation, cellular component: secretory granule. NCBI's taxonomy places the organism in Eukaryota, Metazoa, Chordata, Actinopteri, Cypriniformes, Cyprinidae. The record is from RefSeq and is a predicted model, not a curated record.